This is a messenger RNA of Urocitellus parryii (Arctic ground squirrel), 703 nucleotides long. It is a transcript of the gene Commd1, whose product is annotated as copper metabolism domain containing 1. Gene Ontology annotation, biological process: negative regulation of protein localization to cell surface; regulation of proteasomal ubiquitin-dependent protein catabolic process; copper ion homeostasis. Lineage: Eukaryota; Metazoa; Chordata; Mammalia; Rodentia; Sciuridae. Gene Ontology annotation, cellular component: endosome. The record is from RefSeq and is a predicted model, not a curated record.
UGUUUGGGGGGCGGGGCUUUUGCAGACCAUGGCGGGCGAGCUUGAGGGUUGCAAGUCUCUGAGCGGGCUGCUGAGUGGCCUGGCCCAGGACGCUUUCCACGGGCACCGGGGCAUCACGGAGGAGCUGCUGAGGAGCCAGCUGUAUCCGGAGGUGUCGGCUGAGGAGUUCCGUCCCUUUUUGGCGAAGAUGAGGGGGAUUCUUAAGUCGAUUGCAUCUGCAGACAUGGAUUUCAACCAACUGGAGGCAUUUUUGACUGCUCAAACCAAAAAGCAAGGUGGGAUAACAUCUGACCAGGCUGCUGUCAUUUCCAAAUUCUGGAAGAGCCACAAAACAAAGAUUCGAGAGAGCCUCAUGAACCAGAGCCGUUGGGACAAUGGACUUCGGGGCCUGAGCUGGAGAGUUGAUUCUAAGUCUCAGUCAAGGCACUCAUCUCAAAUACACACCCCUGUUGCCAUAAUAGAGCUAGAAUUUGGGAAAAGUGGACAGGAAUCUGAAUUUCUGUGUUUGGAGUUUGAUGAGAUCAAAGUCAACCAAAUCUUGAAGAAGCUCUCAGAGGUAGAAGAAACUAUCAGCACACUGAUGCAACCAGCCUAACUGAAGUUGAUGUAGGAAAGACUUGGAGUUAUUGAAACAAUAUUCACGAUCCUUCCCUACUGAUCUUUUUAAAAUCUUGUUCCCCUAUUGAUAUUAAAUCCUUAAAAG